This is a messenger RNA of Mus caroli (Ryukyu mouse), 3918 nucleotides long. RefSeq names its product TOP1 binding arginine/serine rich protein, E3 ubiquitin ligase (gene Topors). The record is from RefSeq and is a predicted model, not a curated record. Gene Ontology annotation, molecular function: metal ion binding; ubiquitin protein ligase activity. Gene Ontology annotation, biological process: protein sumoylation; protein polyubiquitination; protein monoubiquitination. Gene Ontology annotation, cellular component: photoreceptor connecting cilium; nuclear speck; ciliary basal body. Lineage: Eukaryota; Metazoa; Chordata; Mammalia; Rodentia; Muridae.
AGAGGCAAGCAGGCCCGCAACCCCUGACGUCAGAGGCGGAAAAGCGUGUCCUCCAGGAAGAGGCGGAGCCGAGGGCAGGGCGUGAACGCUCAAUUUAGGAAUGGGUUUUGGAGUUCCAAGCUGCGAGCCAACAGUCUGCCUUCGGCUCGCGGGCCCUGCCAUGGGGCGCUCUGGAGCUCCGCUCUGCCCGGUACCUACCAGGGAGUAAGUCCAGUCCAGGCUUCGGCGACUCACCGGCCUCAUGGGGUCGCAGCCGCCGCCACCGGGGUCUCCGCUGUCUCGCGAGGAGGGUGAAGCGCCCCCUCUGGUGCCUGCCGAGGAGGGGAGGCGCCGAAGCCGUCGGGUACGCCUUCGCGGAUCCUGCCGCCACCGGCCGAGCUUACUGAGCCGGCGGGAGCUCGCUUCCAACGGCCCAGCGGUUCCUGCCACCGCGUCCUCCGAGAUAAUGGCCUCAGCUGCAAAGGAAUUUAAAACGGACAACUUUUCACCUAAAGCUGGCACUAGCAAAUUGCAGCAGACAGUACCAGCUGAUGCAUCUCCUGAUUCUAAGUGUCCUAUAUGCUUGGAUAGAUUUGAUAAUGUGUCUUACUUAGAUCGUUGCCUACAUAAGUUCUGUUUUCGCUGUGUACAAGAGUGGUCCAAAAACAAAGCCGAAUGCCCACUGUGUAAACAGCCCUUUGAUUCUAUUUUCCAUUCAGUGAGGGCUGAAGAUGACUUCAAGGAGUAUGUCCUGAGGCCUUCCUAUAAUGGUUCCUUUACUAACCCUGAGGUUCGAAGGUUUCGCUACCGGACAACUAUGACGAGAGAACGGAGCGCCUCUCUUUAUUCACCCAGUAGUACUGUAAGUAGGAGAACAACUACGCCACCAGAUAGUGGAGUGCUGUUUGAAGGGUUAGGCAUUUCGACAAGACCUAGAGAUGUUGACAUUCCUCAGUUUAUGAGACAAAUGGCAUUAAGGGGGCCAACUACUACAGAUGAGAGAUCUUUGCGGAAAAUUCAAGAACAAGAUAUUAUUAAUUUCAGGCGAACUCUUUAUCGUGCUGGUGUUCGAGUUAGAAGUAUUGAAGAUGGUGGCCGCUACAGGGAUAUUUCAGCUGAGUUCUUCCGUAGAAAUCCAGCUUGCCUUCACAGAUUAGUUCCUUGGUUAAAGCGUGAACUUACUGUGCUUUUUGGAGCCCAUGGUUCGCUAGUCAAUAUCGUCCAGCACAUCAUCAUGAGUAAUGUUACUCGCUAUGAUUUGGAGAGUCAGGCAUUUGUGUCUGACUUAAGACCAUUUUUGCUUAAUCGAACUGAGCAUUUUAUACAUGAAUUUAUCAGUUUUGCUAGAUCUCCCUUCAAUAUGGCAGCUUUUGACCAGCAUGCUAAUUAUGAUUGCCCUCCUUCAUCUGAAGAAGGCAGCCGUUCAGAUUCAUCAGUCAUUACAAUAUCACCAGAUGAGGCUGAAACUCAAGAGCUAGAUAUGAAUGCAUCUACUGUUAGGCAGGCACCAUGGGAUGACGAAACUCCUGGACCAUCCUAUUCAAGUUCAGAGCAAGUGCAUGUUGGCGUGUCUUCCCUUUUAAAUUCUUCAGACAGUUCAGAUGAAGAACUUGUCUCUGGAGGAACCACAUCUCAGAUACAAGGGGUACAGACCAAUGACGAUGUCAAUAAUGACAGUGAUUCAUCGUCAGAUAAUUGUGUCAUUGUUGGGUUUGUUAAGCCGUUAGCUGAAAGGACCCCAGAACUUGUUGAGCUGUCUUCUGAUUCUGAGGAGUUGGGCCCUUAUGACAAAGUGGAGACAGUGAAGACUCAGGAGCAAGAGCAGUCUUACAGUUCAGGUGACAGUGAUGUUAGCCGGGCGUCAUCUCCACGCUCUGUCCUUGGAAAAGAUGAACAAAUGAGUAAAAGCCAUUGUGAUUCUGACACAAGAGUAAACUCAAAGAAAGAAGAGAAACGAUCUACAUCAUUGCCAGCUCCCAGGGACAGCUCAUCUACAAGAGGUGACAGGGCAUGUUCCCCAUACAACCAUCGACACAGGAAGGGAGGAAGGUCGAGGAGUUCUGAUUCCCGGUCCCAGAGUAGAAGUGGCCAUGACCCGAGGAAUCACAGAAAGCACCAUGGGAAGAAAAGAUUGAAGAACAAGAGAUCCAGAAGCAGGGACAGUAGUAGCAGGCCGAGAGCAAGAAAGGACAAAAAGAGAUCCAGAACUAGAGAUAGCAGCUGGUCCCGGAGAAGCCAGACACUUUCUCUAAGUAGUGGAAGCACCAGUAGAUCGCGGUCUCGUAGCAGUGAUCGUGGCAAAAGAAGAUCACGAAGCAGAAAUCGAGAUCGCUAUUAUUUAAGAAAUAAUUAUGGAAGCAAAUAUAAGUGGGAAUAUACUUACUACAGCAGAAACAAGGACAGAGAUGGUUAUGAGUCAUCAUACAGGAGGAGGACUCUUUCAAGAGCCCAUUACUCUAGACAGUCUUCAAGUCCAGAAUUUAGAAUUCAGUCUUUUUCUGAAAGAACAAAUGCGAGGAAGAAGAAUCACAGUGAAAGGAAAUACUACUACUAUGAAAGGCGCCGCUCCAGGAGCGUGUCCAGUAACAGGUCGAGGACUACAUCCGCUGGGCCCGACCGGGUGAGAAAUGAGAAACCUGGAGGGAAACGCAAGUACAAAACCCGGCAUUUGGAAGGUACCAGUGAAGAGGCUCAGCCGGCUCGGGAGUUCACUUCCAAAGGGAAGGACAGUCAUUACCAAAAAUCAAAAUUGGAUGGCAGUUAUAAAAAUGAGAGUGACAGUUUUUCAGAUAGCAGAUCAUCAGACAGAGAGACAAAACACAAGAGGAGGAGGAGGAGGACCCGGAGCCUAAGUGUAGAGAUAGUUUAUGAAGGAAAGGCUACGGACACAAGCAAACACCAUAAGAAGAAAAAGAAGAAACAUAAGAAGAAGCAUAAGAAACACCAUGGAGACAAUACGUCACGGUCACCAGUGGUUAUAACCAUCGACAGUGACAGCGAUGGAGACUCUGAAGUGAAGGCAGGUAUUGAAUGUAGCAAUGGCAGUCUUCCACAGCCUAUACAAGAUGAAGCAUUUGAAACUAAAGAUGUUGUCACAAUCGAAGAUGAGCUUGGUGUCCUGGACAAGGACUGCGAUGUUACAGCACUUACUGAUGACUUGAGUACCAGCCAAACUGUGGAGAAUUGUGAAUCACCGGCAGUCCCAGUUGAACAAACUCUUGAUGUAAGAGAAGAAAGCACCUUUGCCUCUGAUUUGGAGAGCCAGUCAAGUAAUGUGUCUGUUCAGGCUGAACCAUUGAGACCAGUGCCAUCUCCACGGACCUCCCUGUCAUCAGUGUCUCCUGGUAGAGACUGUGAUGUGUCUUAAGACUGACAGAGCACCUCCUCGAUAAUCAGAGGCUGUAGGGAAAAGGUAAAGAGUCAUCUAUUGCCGUCUAGAUGACUUCCUGGAAAAACUUUGCCUCUUAAAAUAUUUUAACUGUGUGUGUGUUAAUUUGUAAAAUUCAUUAUUUGUUCAAAAAGUUAUGUAUGUCCCAUUCCCAGAUAUGCACUUUUAAGUGAAGAAAAUGUUGCUAGCUGUUUAUUUAAAACUUGGGAAACUUUUUAAAUAAAAAUCAAAAAAUUUAGAAGUUAUUUCAUAAAGCCAUAUGGUAUUGACAUAUUUUUAUGGUAGUAUUUUUGAAUUUUUUUUGAGAGUUAUUCUGGAAGUGUGUUACAAGCUAGGAGAAUGCUUUUGGACAGUUAUUUUUCAUAAAAGAUUUGUAUGAUUCAAAACCAUUUCUUAGACUGAAGUAAGUCGUUUUAAUCUGCACAGGUUAUCUUGGCUUCCGCCAAAAGCAAAGUUUAGUAUUUUCUUUAUAUACUUGGUUAUCUGGACUGGCAAUAAGACAAAUGUGUAUUCAACAAAAGACAAUAAAACUGUACACUCUAAAAAAUUCA